GCAAUAAAAGAUCGAAUACCUGUGCAAAUUAUGCUGAUGGCAUUGAAAAUGUUAUAUAAAAUUUUAAAAAAGUACACGCAAUAUGAUGUGGUCAUCUUAUCUGAAGGUAAAUUUGAUAAGAGUGAAAGCACACAAACGCAUUUCGAGAAUUACCAAAAUCCGCUCAAGGAAAACAAUCAGAGAUAAUUAAAAUAUGCUAAAAUUUGUUGUAUAAAAACGCGAUGGAAUGCCAGAAACGAUGUACAGAAAGGUAUUCAACUCAUCCGAGAAAGUUAAACUCUUAUCGCCAUGGCAAAACUUUGUUUCCUUUUGGCCGCGCUCUUCGUGUUCUCGACCAUCGCCUACGCACAGGCAGAACCCGUUCCAUCCUUCGAUCUGGCCAGAUCGCAGAGAUGGUUGAUGGAGAAGAAUGUGCGCGCCUCAGAUGUGGAAAAAGUUCCGGAAACAACGGAAGUGACACCCGGUGAGUCGACUGAAACGGAAGAGACUGGGGGAUUCCUACAAUCCCUGAGGAAGGCAAUCUUUUUCAUUCCGAAGAUGUUCCUCAAUUCGGUCCUAAGAAUGAUCGAGGCAAUGUUGAAAUGGAUGAAUUAAGUGGACGAUUAACGAUGUAGUCACCAAUCAAUGAAUCAAUAUACAUGCUUCAAGUUAAACAACUUACAUAUUUCAAUCUUUUGUUUUCGUUGUA
Molecule: messenger RNA, 688 nt
Organism: Nicrophorus vespilloides
Lineage: Eukaryota; Metazoa; Arthropoda; Insecta; Coleoptera; Silphidae
Exons: 2
Coding region: 289-594 (101 amino acids)
Source: RefSeq, a predicted model, not a curated record